AUGCUCCCAAACACUGUUUUGACAAAAGCGACCAGACGACCACGGCCUCUCAAGCUCUACCCUGGCCACAAAAUUUCGAAGAGGUACAUGAGGGCCCGGCUCAACAGGAGGGUCCUCAACUCCUUGAAGAGGGUUGUGCCCAAUAUUGCUGGCAAGAAAAAUGUUACCGAGUGUACACAGUACAAUCUGAUGGAAUUUUUUAAUUGCACGUUCAUAACAUGUCAGAUUAAGAAGUUGUCCAGUGGUGCUAUUCAAACAGAUUUGAGAACUGGCAGAUUUUAUGAACGGGGUUUUCACGUCAGAUAA
Molecule: messenger RNA, 306 nt
Organism: Helobdella robusta
Lineage: Eukaryota; Metazoa; Annelida; Clitellata; Rhynchobdellida; Glossiphoniidae
Exons: 3
Coding region: 1-306 (101 amino acids)
Source: RefSeq, a predicted model, not a curated record